Hibiscus syriacus is the source of this 993-nucleotide messenger RNA. Its product is annotated as transcription factor MYB20-like. The coding region runs from base 114 to 902 and encodes 262 amino acids. The record is from RefSeq and is a predicted model, not a curated record. NCBI's taxonomy places the organism in Eukaryota, Viridiplantae, Streptophyta, Magnoliopsida, Malvales, Malvaceae. The transcript is spliced from 3 exons.
UGAUCUAUAUACAGUCCAUUUUUCUCUUCUUCUCUACCUUUAAUGUGUAUCGAUUCUCAACUGGGAUUGAAUUGAAUAAAAUUCAUACUUCUGGGGAAUUAUUGAAAAAAAAUAUGGGAAGAAAACCAUGCUGUGACAAAGUAGGGUUGAAGAAAGGACCAUGGACCACUGAUGAAGACCAGAAGCUUAUUAGCUUCAUCCUCACCAAUGGCCAAUGUUGCUGGAGGGCUCUUCCUAAGCUGGCAGGAUUGUUGAGGUGUGGGAAAAGUUGCAGAUUGAGAUGGACAAAUUAUCUUAGGCCAGACCUGAAAAGAGGACUUUUAUCUGAGUAUGAAGAGAAAAUGGUGAUUGAUCUCCAUGCUCAACUUGGCAACAGAUGGUCUAAGAUAGCUUCUCAUCUCCCUGGACGAACCGAUAACGAGAUAAAGAAUCAUUGGAAUACUCACAUCAAGAAGAAACUAAAGAAAAUGGGCAUGGACCCUCUCACCCACAAUCCACUAAGUGAACCCCAAGAGCAGAAGAUAGACAAAAAUCCCAAGGACCUGUCUCAAACAUCCUUGAAUCCCACAAUGGAGACGAUGACGAUGAACGACAUCGACGAUUUUUGCACCGACGAGGUUCCGUUGAUCGAACCGCAUGAGAUUUUGGUCCCUGUCACUGAUUACGCGCCGCCAUCGACGUCUUCUUCCUGCGAUUCUUCGAAGCUGCUCAAAGAAUUAGAGUUCCCGGAUUUUGAAUGGCCAAUUGAUUGCAAUACUAGCAGAUACGAUGACAAUGUCGGAUUAUGGGAUGAUGGUGAGUUCAAUGUUUGGGGGGAUGAUGAUGAAUCAUUUUCAUCUCCCCAGAUUCAGUGUCCAUUGAGAAUGCCUUUUGAUCUACAGUAUUCCUGGACAUAUAUAUGAUUUUGAUUUCUUUUUCUUUUAAAUGUGGCUUUAUUUUUAGAUUGACAGUCAUUUGGUGUAACAUUAGAGAAAGGAUAAUAAGUUGUGAAGA